This is a messenger RNA of Eubalaena glacialis (North Atlantic right whale), 1338 nucleotides long. RefSeq names its product carboxypeptidase A1 (gene CPA1). The record is from RefSeq and is a predicted model, not a curated record. Bases 1 to 1338 code for a protein of 445 amino acids. Gene Ontology annotation, molecular function: zinc ion binding; metallocarboxypeptidase activity. NCBI's taxonomy places the organism in Eukaryota, Metazoa, Chordata, Mammalia, Artiodactyla, Balaenidae. The transcript has 11 exons. Gene Ontology annotation, biological process: proteolysis.
AUGAAUGAGCAAAGAGAUGAACAUUCGGAGAAGGGGCAGGAACAAAAGAGCUGGUACUCAGGGACGUGGGAGAAGAGGACACCUCACAUGAGGCUGCAGCUGGUGUGGCCGCUCCAGAGUCCUGGCUCCUUCUCCAUUGCCGGGCACCAGGUGCUCCGAAUCUCUGUGGCCGAUGAAGCCCAGGUGCAGACGGUGAAGGAGCUGGAGGACCUGGAGCACCUACAGCUGGACUUUUGGAGAGGCCCUGCCCAGCCAGGCUCCCCCAUCGACGUCCGAGUGCCCUUCCCCAGCAUCCAGGCUGUCAAAGUCUUCCUGGAGGCCCAUGGCAUCAGAUACACAGUCAUGAUAGAGGAUGUGCAGUCGCUGCUGGACGAGGAGCAGGAGGAGAUGUUCGCCUCCCAGAGCUGGGCCCGCAGCACUAACACCUUUAACUAUGCCACCUACCACACACUGCAGGAGAUCUAUGACUUCAUGGACUUGCUGGCGGCCGAGCACCCACAGCUUGUCAGCAAGCUCCAGAUCGGCAGCAGCUACGAAGGCCGUCCCAUCUACGUGCUGAAGUUCAGCACCGGGGGGAACAACCGUCCAGCCAUCUGGAUUGACACGGGCAUCCAUUCUCGGGAGUGGGUCACCCAGGCCAGUGGGGUCUGGUUUGCAAAGAAGAUCACACAAGACUAUGGCCAGGACCCGACUUUGACUGCCAUUCUGGACAACAUGGACAUAUUCUUGGAGAUCGUCACCAACCCUGAUGGUUUUGCCUUCACCCACAGCAAGAAUCGAUUGUGGCGCAAGACUCGAUCCCUGACGUCGGGCUCCACCUGCAUUGGGGUGGACCCCAACAGGAACUGGGACGCUGGCUUUGGGAAGGCGGGAGCCAGCAGCAACCCCUGCUCGGAAACUUACCGUGGCAAGUUUGCCAAUUCCGAAGUGGAGGUCAAGUCCAUCGUGGACUUUGUGAAAGACCACAGGAACAUCAAGGCCUUCAUCUCCAUCCACAGCUACUCCCAGCUCCUCUUGUAUCCCUUUGGCUACAAAAAAGAAUCACCUGCAGACAAGGAUGAGCUGGAUCAGGUGGCUAGGUCUGCUGUUGAGGCCCUGACCUCUCUGUAUGGGACCAAGUUCAAGUAUGGCAGCAUCAUCACAACAAUUUACCAAGCCAGUGGAGGCACCAUUGACUGGACCUACAACCAGGGCAUCAAGUACUCCUUCACCUUCGAGCUCCGGGACACCGGGCGCUAUGGCUUCCUGCUGCCGGCCUCCCAGAUCGUCCCCACGGCCCAGGAGACAUGGCUGGCGCUUCUGACCAUCAUGGAGCACACGCUGAAUCACCCCUACUGA